CCGUGGCUCCCUCUCGCGCUCCCCUUCCUCGCCCGAUUUUCAUAUUACAGUCGCCCCCCUCGUCCUCCAUCGUGGGGAAAUGCAGGAAAGAGGAAGGAAAAUUAAAUAGGGAGCGAGGGGGGGCGCGCGGAAGGAAAGCUCCCCAUAGGAGAGUUAUUUUUGUUUGGGGGAGGAGACCCACACUGCGUUUUCCUCUCUGCUGCCUCUUUUUCCUCCUCCUCCCCCCACGUCCCCUUUACCCCUCGUCUCCCCGCAUUUGCCGGAGAGGCGAGAGCGGAUCGAGCAGCCUGGAAGCCGAAUGUGAAUAAGCAAAAGGGCGAGGAGGAGAAGGAGAGGGCCUCGGAUUUGUACAACCACCAUUAGGGGAGGAAGACGCGCCGCCGCCGCCGCAUCGCAGGCUGGAGAGAAGGAGGAAAAUCAGCCCAGCCCGGAACGCGGGACUCGCCUUUGCCUGCCAGCCGCCGCCGCGGCGGAAAGGUUAGCGGUGACCCUUUCGGGCGCUUCACCCCCUUCACAAGCGGCGCCUUGGAACGGGAAGUCGCGUGAAGGAGACGGAGAGAAAACGGGCAAUUCCAGGCAAAAAAGGCCGGCGAAGGAGGACAGACAUUGCUAGAGGCUCGGUGGCCCGGAGUUGGGAGGGUCUCUCCCCCCCCCGGCUUUCUGGAGCUUGCUGCUGCCUCGAUUCUGAAGGAUUAUAUGUAAAGGAAGAAGGAAGAAAGAAAGAGACUAUUUUGCUUUUAUUCUGUUCCCCCACCGCCGGCGGAGGUGGCGUGGAAGCUGGAGAUAUUUAAAGAAAAACCCACCCAGAUUUGGUAGUGGCUCUCACUGCGGGGUUUGGGGAGAGGAGGAGGAAAAGGGCAGCCGAUUUUUAACCCGUGAGCCUUCCCCCUUCGGGUGGCUGCCGACCCCCCUCCGUUCCCUGCUCUCCCUCCCUAAUUUUCUCCCCCCCUUUUGUGUGUGUGUGCGCGCUUUUUUUAAUUGGGGGGAAAAAAAACUGCAUUGCGAGCGGAUCUGGUGGCGGCGUGGGGGAGAAGGAGGUGGAGGCCCGGCUUGAGCAGUAGCAAAGUCAUCGCUCCCCCCCCUUCCCCAGCCCCCACCUCGUAGUAGGCUCCGGGCUCUCCAUGUCUUUGGGUAGCGACAGCUGUGCGUAAAAGAAUAAUAUUGAAAGGGGGGAAGGAGACUCAACGCCGCCUCCUCUCCAGCGACCCCCGAUCGCUUCCUGCUCCCCUCCUUCUCCCCCUCCCCAACCUCCCCCUCCCCCUUCAUUGCACCCCCCAAGAUGGGCUGUUUAGGGAACAGCAAGACUGAGGAUCAGCGCAACGAGGAGAAGGCGCAGCGAGAGGCCAACAAGAAGAUCGAGAAGCAGCUGCAGAAGGACAAACAGGUCUAUAGGGCCACGCACAGGCUCCUCUUGCUGGGUGCUGGUGAAUCUGGUAAAAGCACAAUUGUGAAACAAAUGCGGAUCUUGCAUGUGAAUGGAUUUAAUGCAGAGGAGAAAAAAAUGAAAAUUCAGGAUAUUAAAAACAAUAUUAAAGAAGCUAUAGAGACAAUAGUAACAGCGAUGGGAAACCUGGCACCUCCAGUUGAACUAGCUAAUGCAGAGAAUCACUUUCGAAUUGAUUAUAUAUUAAACUUAGCAAAUCAGAUAGAUUUUGACUUCCCACCAGAGUUUUAUGAACAUACAAAAACACUUUGGCAAGAUGAAGGUGUGAAAGCAUGCUAUGAAAGAUCUAAUGAAUAUCAGUUGAUUGACUGUGCACAGUAUUUCCUAGACAAGAUUGACAUAGUCAAGCAAAAUGAAUACACACCGUCUGACCAGGACCUUCUUAGAUGCAGAGUUCUGACAUCAGGAAUAUUUGAAACCAAAUUUCAAGUGGACAAAGUAAAUUUCCAUAUGUUUGAUGUUGGUGGGCAAAGAGAUGAACGUCGAAAAUGGAUCCAAUGUUUCAAUGAUGUAACGGCUAUAAUAUUUGUGGUAGCCAGCAGUAGCUAUAAUAUGGUUAUACGAGAAGACAAUCAGACCAACCGGCUUCAAGAAGCAUUAAACCUCUUCAAGAGUAUCUGGAACAAUAGGUGGCUACGGACCAUUUCAGUUAUUCUUUUCCUGAACAAACAAGACUUGCUAGCAGAGAAAGUUUUGGCAGGCAAAUCAAAAAUUGAAGAUUACUUUCCAGAAUUUGCUCGUUACACCACACCAGAAGAUGCAACACCAGAACCUGGCGAGGAUCCUAGAGUUACAAGGGCCAAGUAUUUUAUUAGAGAUGAAUUUCUUAGAAUCAGCACAGCCAGUGGAGACGGAAGGCAUUACUGCUACCCUCACUUCACAUGUGCCGUAGAUACAGAAAACAUUCGGAGGGUUUUCAAUGACUGUCGGGACAUUAUUCAAAGGAUGCAUCUUCGUCAGUAUGAGUUGUUGUGAUGGAGCGCACUUUUUCCUCUGUUUUGGACUCCUUGUUCCUUAUUAAAAAGAAAAAAAAACCUGGCUCACAUAGGGUGGAAGAGAACUGUUGCAGUCUCUCUCUGAUUUGCAUCCCUCAGUCUUUUUUCCUUGCUGGACAAAUAGCAGCAUUUCUGAGCUGUCUUGUUUCACUCCCUUGGAACAGCCUGAAAUAGUCCGUGAAAUGUAAAAGGCUAUUUCUGCGGUCAGGGCGAGGGUUUCUCUUAACCUGGUCAUUAACGAAACAAAAUCCAAGCGUGCAAACAAAAGAAUAACGCCCCAAGGGUGAAGCACCUGAGAGGAUUUGGGAUUUAAAUUAAAUACUAAAAAGCAGACAAAAACAAACAAAAAAAAGGAGGGAGAACUUUAGAUAAUCAUUACUGUUGUGGGCGUGAUCAUAUAUCCCAUGAUUUCGACUCUGUAUCCAUUCACUGCAUCCAACUAAAGAAGGUGCCACGUUGAAAGGGCAGCCGCUUCAGUUUGGUCCUUUGCCUCUGAAUGUGACUUUGAGUGGAAAUACUGACAUUUCUGCGGCCAACCUAGACCGUAGAAAACCAACUGCUACCUUCAAAAAGGUGUUGCCGAACCGUGGUGGUCCCAACUAACCAGAGAUGGUGCAAAAUGAACUGUAUUAUAGCCUGUGAUUGCAGAAAGAUUUAACCACACACUGUUUUCAGUUUGUCCACUGAUGAGAUUAUAUUUAUAUAUAUAUAUAUAUAUAUAUAUAUAUAUAUAUAUAUAUAUAUAUAUAUAUAUAAAAUAUAGAUAAGAAAUCUGGACUGUAGUCCUCACAAACUUUCCCUGUUCCCCUGUUGUCUUUCCCUUCUUCUCUUUCCUCUUGUCCUUCCUCCAUGCCUCUUUUUUUCCCCCCAGUUUUUAUUUUACUGCUGGAUUAUUAUUCUUGUACAGACUGUAAAAUGUAUUAUUUUGUACAACUUUAUUGAAAAAAAAAACAACUUGUAGAAGAUCUUUGUGCCUUGAUUAUGGCUGUACCUGUGCACUGAGCUAAGAUGUAAGUAUGUUUGAUUGCGCUGUACAGCUUUGUCAAACCUAUCAGCAGCAUUUGCUCAAGGUAGGGAAAAUUUAUCUGUAGUUUAGGGAUUUUUUUUUCUGGUUUAUAAAAAGAGGAGAAAAUACUGUUUAGUAUAUUAAAAAAAAAGUACAAAUCGUGCAAACUUAACCACUUUAAAAGUGAGUUCUACAACGAGUGAGCAGAUGUUUCAGCAUCAUGCUUUUUAAUUUUUAGCUUUAAUUCAUUUAAAUCUCUAUCCAAAUGCAAAACAUGGCUUGUUUCUACAUAAACCAAAUUUUGCUACAAAUUAUAAAUGUUAGUCUUUGUCAUUCAUAGUAUUUUUUUUUGUGCAAAAAGAUAAAAACAGAACAAAAAAAAAAAGCUGAUAUUAAUGCCACUGCACAGGCCUAGUGGCUAUCUUUAUGCUGGGCUAGAUACUUUUCCACCCAAUGCUAUUCCCUUACAGGCGUAAUGGUAAGAUGUACCUUGCCCCGGAUUUGGUCACUGAAUUUCAGUUUCUAAUGACAUUUUACUUCUCUUUUAAUAAAGAGAUAACUUAAAACAUUGUUUUAUAUUAACUAUAUAAGUAGCUUAAAGUGGAGACGUGUGGAUUUUUUUUCUUAAACUUGAAUAAUUUAUGCAAAUUAUAUGCUUAGGACAACAUGUGGUACAGUAAAAAAAAGCAAAAAUCACUGUAGCAAUAAGACAGCAUGUAAUUUUAGUAAUUAUUACACUGCUUUAUAUUUUAUACUUAGGUGUUUUAUGUCUUUGUGAGCAUAUUACUUUUUCAUGUGUCUAAACCUACCUGUACAAAUUUGUACAAAGUCUAAAAUUACAACUAUAAUAACACGUCUAGAACAGUGUUAGCCUAUUUUCCUCAAGCCCAAUCCUUUGCCCCUGAAGUAGGGGAACAUGGGUCUUAAUACAGCGAUUAUUUUUUAAAAUUGCCUUUUACACAUGUGCUUCUGUUUUCACAGGGCAUCACUUUAGCUUCCCUCUUAGGGAGGUUUCCCAUUUCAGAAGCUAUCCUGUGCCCAAAAAUGUCUGCCAGUGGCAGGGGCCUUUGUGAUACCCAGGAACUGUACGUAUUCCAGAUUAUCACAUGGGCAAGUGGAUAAUACAGAGAAAACGUGUUUCCUUAUCCAUUUUCACAUUUAAAAAACAUGAAAGGGCGGUGAUAAUUCAAUUUCGGUUUAUUGGGGCCAUUUGCCAAUUGUGAUAUAUUUCUCCCUGGUAGAAUAGGACCAAUUGCAAUGUCUUUUACAAAAUACACACUUUUCGGGGUUGGCCCUCCAUGCAUAAAUUUGGAGGGGGGGAGGCGAUCGGGGGAGGGAGUUUUUCCUUUCUGGUUUCUGCUACUGCAGCAUCCAAGAUCAACGAGCCACAUCAGAUUUUAAGAGCCAGCUUUGCCUCAUCAGGUGUAGGAGCUGAAGCUGUUAAACAGUUGGCAACCCUGACUGUGUAUCUGCAACAGGGCCUUUGGAUCUCAGCCUGUGUCUGCUAUUAAGUGAAUUUAAAUUGUCAGGUUGUAAUUCUAAAACAUUUUGAAGAGGAACUGCCUCGUGAGCAUUUGGAAUCAGCGGCAAAGUCUGACCCAGAAAUUUAUCUUUUAGCUGGUGCCUAUUGGGGUUUCAGGGGUACAGGCGCAGAAAAGCUAUACAUACAUGUAUGUGUAUGUAAAUGAACUCUCAGAUUCAUGUACACAGAAUAUGAAAUGUGAGCCUUAAUAUUUUUUUUAAACAAAAGCCAAAACUUUUUAAGUUUAGUGCCAAAAUUAUUUUAUUAUCUCUAAAUCCUAGGUAACGGAAGAAGAUUAAUGAUAAUCAUUAAACGAAGUAUUUACAAGGAAUGUAAUGUGUGAUCUAGGAAAAAAAAUAUUGCCUCAUCUUUAAAAUAAGGACAUUUUUGGUGAAUAGAUAAGUUUAUGUAAUAAAGUAUAUCUGCGUGUGUGCAUAUGCACACUUACACACAUCCCAUUAAAAAUACACUUCCUAUGAAGCUUUAUAUGAAUGGAAACAUUUGGCGUAAUUUAAAAAAUUGGGUUGUAGGGAGCAGUUCAGUUUGCACAUGUCUAGAAAGAAGAGUGUGUGUGUGUGUGUGUGUGUGUGUGUGUGUGUGUGUGUGUGUGUCUUUCUGCCUCUGUUAGCAUGUCUCUAAGUUUGUGCAAUUUGGUGGCCUGGUAACCACAAGUCUUAUUUUUAACAUUUUUCUUUGUUUUGUUUUUUUUAAUACAAAAAUCCCAUAAAGCUGCAACGCUUGCUAUUUAAUUCUGUGUUUUCUUCUGUCUCUAAUUUAGUUGCCUUAACUUUGGAGUUAGUUGAACUAUUUCAAUCUAAUCUUCAUCUUUUCCUUCAAUUUUACUUUCCUAUUUAUUUAUUUGAACUUUUCUGUUCAGGUCAUUACCAUGACUGAGGAGAAAACUAGCUUUUACCAGUUCAAGAAUUGCUGGCUUUUAACAACCAAUAUAGUUUUUCUUACUUUCUAAGUAUUUGUCCCAGUCCUAAAAAGCAUGAUGCCCCAUAGCAUUACCUCUUCUUCUAGUAAAACGAAAGUGGACUUUUAGGGUUACCUGUAUCAUCGAUAGUUACAGUAUCAGAAUGUGACAUUAUUAUCAAUAACAGCACUAUUAUGAAAAUCAGUAUUUCUUCCCAGCUACAUUUUUGCAGCUUCAACAUACGUAGGAUCCCCUGGUUUAAAUUCUUUCAGCUCCUUUGGAUGAAUUUAGGUUGCUGCUGUUUCAUGUUUUGCAAGUGUGUAAAUCAAGUGAAUUUAAAACAUAACAUGCCAUGCUAGUCCCCUACAACGUUGACUGACUACUUGACGUAUUUUGUAUAAAUAAUAAUAAAUUGUAGAGAUAUUUUCAAAAUUGAUCUUUGUAACAAAUGGAUGUUAAAAUACUGCACACUACCAGGAAUGGAAGGUGCUAUUUCUCCAGUUCUUUUUUAUACUAAGAUAAAUAUCCUGGAAAUAAAAGAGCAGGGAAUGCAAGGCUUUCUAGAAGCCACCCAAAUCAUUAAUGCUAACGUAAUGAACAAGCAAGAGCCACACUCAGUAAUAUCCCUUUUUUAUUCUCCCUCCCCUCCCCAACAUACUUUGCUAUUCUGUCUCAGUAGAAUAAAUUCUAAUCUGUUUUGGAGUGGCUUAAGACCAGAUUGUGGAGAAGUGGCUCCUACCUCAAAGAUAAGGGAUUAAUUAGAACUCACUGUUCUCUCUGGAGCAGUUCAAAGGAUGCUACCCACUCAAUUACAGUUAUUCUGCCUAUUUCAUAUUGCCCAAUAAGACCAUGGAAAACCCAUUGCAGCAGGAUCCUUAAUGAAGUCUUAAAUUGUUUUAAUACUCAUGUUAUGCAAAGCUUAUUGAUGGUUUAUAAUGCAGCUGAAUAAAACAAAAAUUGCAUUAUCACACUGCAUUCAAAUUAAACAUGCAGUUAUGAUAUUAAAAUAAAUUUCCGUGAACGGUGAUCAAUCAGAA
Candoia aspera is the source of this 6920-nucleotide messenger RNA. It is a transcript of the gene GNAS, whose product is annotated as GNAS complex locus. Gene Ontology annotation, biological process: sensory perception of chemical stimulus; adenylate cyclase-activating dopamine receptor signaling pathway. The transcript is spliced from 12 exons. Gene Ontology annotation, cellular component: heterotrimeric G-protein complex. The record is from RefSeq and is a predicted model, not a curated record. Lineage: Eukaryota; Metazoa; Chordata; Lepidosauria; Squamata; Candoiidae. The coding region runs from base 1280 to 2419 and encodes 379 amino acids. Gene Ontology annotation, molecular function: GTP binding; mu-type opioid receptor binding; GTPase activity.